Molecule: messenger RNA, 1381 nt
Organism: Salvelinus sp. IW2-2015
Lineage: Eukaryota; Metazoa; Chordata; Actinopteri; Salmoniformes; Salmonidae
Gene: eif1b
Product: eukaryotic translation initiation factor 1B
Biological process (GO): translational initiation
Cellular component (GO): eukaryotic 43S preinitiation complex
Molecular function (GO): RNA binding; translation initiation factor activity; ribosomal small subunit binding
Source: RefSeq, a predicted model, not a curated record
UUCGAAUACUGUUUUGUUCGAAGCCAUUUUGUCAAGGAUACGAGGCGUGCGCUGAGGUUGCUUUUGUCGUUUUAUUUGAGCUACUUUGUUAAAUAAUACUCAUAUAAAUAGGCACGGCAUUACAUCGAGGUAUUUCAUCUCCACAAAGUUAUCGUCCUAAUAUCGCAUGUCCUCUAUUCAGAACCUCAAAUCUUUUGAUCCCUUUGCUGAUGCAACCAAGGGUGACGACUUACUCCCGGCAGGGACAGAAGAUAAAAUCCACAUAAGGAUACAGCAACGAAACGGACGCAAGACCCUAACCACUGUUCAAGGGAUCGCGGGCGAUUACGACAAGAAGAAGCUUGUGAAGGCCUUCAAGAAGAAAUUUGCCUGCAAUGGUACUGUGAUUGAGCACCCUGAGUACGGUGAGGUCAUCCAGCUGCAGGGAGACCAGAGAAAAAACAUCUGCCAGUUCCUCAUGGAGAUAGGCAUUGUCAGGGAGGAGCAGUUGAAGGUCCACGGAUUUUAAAGUAAUGCUUUUGCUUCAAGACCAGGACCUCAUCAGCUUUUAGACUUUUCCGUUAUGUAUUGACCAAUAAAGUUCAGCCGCAUGUCUGAUGUAAAACUCUGAGGCAAUAAAAACACAAUGUCACAUUUUUUAAAGUMCAUACCACAAUCUCGGCUCUUAUUCACACCUUAUCCUCCAUCUCUGAUCUGAUUAUAGAAACAUGUACAAUUGUUGAAAAUGUAAAUUAACUCCCAAUGUCCUGUAUGUAUGCAAGAUUAACUUCAGCACACCUAAGCAUGCAGUGUUUGCCCAUUGUGGCCUGUAACAGAUGGGUAUUGGGUCUGACAGGAGUCCAGUGUUGGACUGUAACCUGGCCAAUGUUUUUCUUAACAUAACUGCCCAGUGAAACAUCUGCAUGUAAAAUGGUGCUGUCAGCAAGCGGUCUUAUCAGAGGUGCACAAUUCCACUGAGCCACUUCUUGUCAUCUAUGCAAUAUCCUAGGUUAGAACCGCUGGUUUCAAUUUUAUCAGACCUUCUGCACAGCUGUAGAGUAAUGGAUGGAUACUCUUGGUCAUGUUAUUAGUCAGUCAGAGCUUGAUGUGUUGUCUGCUUUUCUGGAUACCCUGGUUAAACCAGAUUAAACGCUGCAGCGUUAACCAGCCUGUAUUGGGGAAUCUGCAGCAGAACAGAAGGGCCCUAGCUGCACUAUUAAUUUGUACAAAUCCCACAUGUAGCUAGAGCCACAGGGUAAUCAGAUUCUGGGUUCGGUGUACGAACAAGCAAAGGAAAAGUGAGUGACUCGAUCGAUGCCUCCCUGAUGUCUCUUCCAUGGACAAACCUAACAAGUGCAUUGUGUUCAUAUUUGGCCCAAAAAUAAAAUCUGUUUMAACUGUA